AUGGCGUACUGUGGUCACUGCAAGCAAGAGGUGGAAGUCGAAAAUGAUGACGCGAAUGGGUACCAGUGUUGCACAACUUGUGGUGCUGUGCUGGACGAGGGUGGCUUCUCUACCGAAGUCACCUUCACGAAGGGUGCUGGAGGCGUCAGCACUGCAGACGGGCAGUUCCUCUCCGAUGCAGCAGCCUCUCGUGGCUUGGCCAGGAUUUCUGGUGGCCGAGGUUAUGGGUAUCAGCUGGACUCGCACGAAAAGUCGCUGAACAAGGGGAGGAGCGAGGUGACUCAGCUGGUGGAUCGGCUGCGCAUUGCCCCUCGGGACGACACUGUGGAGGCCGCCUCGCGCCUCUACAAGCUGGCCCUCAGCCGCAACUUCACCCGCGGUCGGCGGACACAACUGGUGGCGGCGGCGUGCCUGUACAUAGUGUGCCGCCAGGACUCCAAGCCUUUCAUGCUGAUCGACUUCUCAGACGCGCUCCAGGUCAAUGUGUUCACCCUGGGCGCCGUCUUCCUGCACCUCUGCAAGCUGCUCCGCCUUGAGGAGCACCCCAUGUUCCAGCGGCCAGUGGACCCCAGCCUGUACCUGCACCGUUUUGCCAACAGGCUGUGCGUGAACGACAAGUUCCAUGCGGUGACCAACACAGCGCUGCGGCUGGUGGCCAGCAUGAAGCGCGACUGGAUGCAGACCGGCCGACGGCCCUCCGGCAUCUGUGGCGCCGCCCUCUUCAUUGCAGCCCACAUCCACGGCGUGGAGAAGAGCAAGAGGGACGUGGUGAACAUAGUGCACGUGGGCGAGGCGACUCUGGCGAAGCGCGUGAAGGAGUUUGCGCUGACCACGAGCGGCGACCUGACCAUAGAGGAGUUUGAGGACGAGGGCCGAGCCCUGGAGGCCCAGCACAGGAAGGAGCUGCAGCUCAACACCAUCGGCGCCCCCGCCCCCGCACACACCAAGGGCGGCUGCCAACACCUCACUGCCGGAGCGGCGCAGCACUUUGCGCACGGCAUGUGCAAGGUGUGCUACGAGGAAUUCUUGGAGGUCACGGGGGGGACUAGCGCCGGCGCCGACCCGCCCGCCUUCACGGCCGGCCUCGCCCCCAAGAAGGUAGCUCUCAUGCACUGCCCCGCAGAGCUCGACGGGGCGGCCGGGGGCGUUCCUGCCGCGCCGGCGGCUGACGUGGCGGAUGACGUGGCGGACGAGGAGCUGUCGGAGCUGGAGGAUGACGAGGCGUCGCUGUACCUGCACACGCCGGAGGAGGCCAAACUCAAGGAACUCAUCUGGACCGAGCUCAACCGGGAGUUCCUCGAUUGCCAAUCCGCCAAAGCCGCCGCCCUCGAAUCCGCCGCCGCCAAGGCGCGUCCAGAAGACAUGUUGGAGCCUGCAGAGACUCCGGAGGAGGCCACGCGGCGGAUGCUGGACGCCAAGAAGCUGUCCUCCAAGAUCAACUACAACGCGCUCGCCAAUCUCUUCAGCGAAACCUCCCGUGGCGAGCAGUGA
Coccomyxa subellipsoidea C-169 is the source of this 1491-nucleotide messenger RNA. Its product is annotated as cyclin-like protein. NCBI's taxonomy places the organism in Eukaryota, Viridiplantae, Chlorophyta, Trebouxiophyceae, Coccomyxaceae. Bases 1 to 1491 code for a protein of 496 amino acids. Gene Ontology annotation, molecular function: RNA polymerase III type 3 promoter sequence-specific DNA binding; RNA polymerase III general transcription initiation factor activity; TBP-class protein binding. Gene Ontology annotation, biological process: transcription by RNA polymerase III; transcription preinitiation complex assembly; DNA-templated transcription initiation. Gene Ontology annotation, cellular component: transcription factor TFIIIB complex; transcription preinitiation complex; nucleus. The record is from RefSeq and is a predicted model, not a curated record. The transcript is spliced from 9 exons.